AAAUGAGAGUUUUACCAGUCUCCCCUAACCCUAGCCUUGAUCUUUAGAACCCACACAUGCUCAUGUUCUCCAUUCUCAUCCCAAUAUGCAUUGCUUGUGUAGAACCAUGUGUGCUUCUUCCAGACAGAUUCGUUUAUUUAUUUAUUAUCACUUCCAAGAGAGACCCAAAUGAGAAAGCAGGGAACUCUGAAUGCUUUCUCGUCUGCUUGUCUCUUUAGAUGCGGCAGAGGCAGUGUUGUGUUUCAUUCAGUGUAGCCGCAGACUGAUGGUCUUCCUGAGUCCAGAUUACGUGAAUGAAAAGAGCAUCAGCAUGCUGGAGUUCAGACUCGGGGUUCUCUGCCAAAACACAGGUGACCCCAAGAUCAUCGUCAUCAAUUACAAACCUGCUGGCUCACCCUGCACGGAGCUCCUGCAGCUCAAACAAACAGCUUUCAUCAAGUGGAAGGGGAAGAAACCCAAGAGCCCCCAGUCCAAAUUCUUGAGGACCUUGGCUGCAGGGGUCCACUUGAUAGACAGUUCCUCCUCCCAUUCGGACAUCAGCGUGGAUUGGCGUCUAGCGAGACAGGAGGGAGGCAAGAAAACGAGGCCGAGCGUCGCAUCGAAGCCUUCACAGAGCUCCAGCACGAAAUCCAGAAGAGGAGCCUCUCCUUGCAUGUCCUGCAGGGUUUGUGUGACCUACCGGGACAAUGAGAAAGUGGUGCAUUGCCUGAGCUGUGGAGCCUCACAGCCACCUCUCCACAACCAAGACUACGGCACUGAAAUCAGCUGGACUCACGUGAGACCUAAACUAGACCUCCAGCAACAUGGGGCCCCAGUUCACAGACAUACUCACCACUGCUCCCCUGUCUGCUUCAUCCAAUCAAAGAGGCAGCUGUGUUCUUUAGCAGGUAGACCGGAACAGCCUUUGUAAGGCGAAUCUGCAAUAUAUUCUUUUUUUAUUUAAAAUAUGACUAGAAAUUAGUAUGACUUUAGGAGGAAUGGGCACUUUCCCUUUUUGUUUUAAAGCAAUGCCUUUUGAUUUAGGUGCAUCCAGGGGUGUUUCACAAGGAGUAUGACUGACGUACAGUGCCAACCAUGGCUGCUAUUUGCAGCAGCUCUAGCUCAGCAUCUACCGGUACAGGGUACUAAUUGAUAAAAUAAAGGUUUAUCACUUAUUGAAAUGGAACACAAAGUGGGAUUCGUUGCAGAGCUGUUUGGUUGUAGGGAUCCUCAAAGUAAAACUACAGAACACUUGUCUGGUGUAAUUCAGGCUAUUUCAGUGUAGAACAAAGGUAAAUGUGCUGGUUCAUUGUACUGUACUUGUCAUGGUGUUAUUGGAGCUUUUAUUAAGGCUAUCACAGCACCACCUGCUGGAGAUUUAACACAUUACAACAGACGGCACAGAACCUCAUCCAAACCCUGUUCAGGUAAUCAGACUGAACUGCGUUAAUAGAGCGUGGACUGGCUGCAGAAGAGGACACUUGCACCUGUGCUUUGAGUGUCAGGAAUGCAGGAACACACCCAGCUGCUUGUAUAAGUGAAUAUAUAAAUACAAUGAGAACGCUAUGCAUCCAGCAUUAAUACAAACAUGAUCAGUUA
Acipenser ruthenus (sterlet) is the source of this 1578-nucleotide messenger RNA. RefSeq lists its product as uncharacterized. NCBI's taxonomy places the organism in Eukaryota, Metazoa, Chordata, Actinopteri, Acipenseriformes, Acipenseridae. Gene Ontology annotation, biological process: signal transduction. The record is from RefSeq and is a predicted model, not a curated record. The transcript has a single exon. Bases 191 to 910 code for a protein of 239 amino acids.